Symbiodinium natans is the source of this 1536-nucleotide messenger RNA. Lineage: Eukaryota; Dinophyceae; Suessiales; Symbiodiniaceae. The record is from the annotation of a GenBank genome assembly.
AUGGGUGGAAACGACAUCUGCUUCUACCCCUACGGCAACUUCCUCGGCAUCAACCUGACUUAUGAGGAAUGCUGCGGCGACCCCCUGUCGGGAGUUGACUGCUUCGGGGCCCUCGGCGGCUUCUUCUCCUGGGACUUCUGCUGCGAGACGCCACUGGAAGACCCCUGCGACUGGGAUCACAUCUUGGCCUCGGUGGCCGCGUCCUCCGACCAGGUCGGCACCGCCAUCCUGGAUGCGCUGCACGACUCCCCAGUGCUGCUGCGCGAGUUUUGCUGCGUGGUCCCGGGCGAUGCAGCCUAUGCCUGCUGGCGCUACUUCGAGCUGGAUCCUAGCGAGCCGGUGCACAACCCCUUCGUCCAAUGCUGCCAGCCUGUCUUGCGGCGGCUGCUGGCUCAGGACACCGAGGAAGCGUGGAUGCAAGUGGAGCUGGACCGGGAGUUUGCCCCGCUCGAGAACAGGCGCUGGACCACCAAGGAGCUGCAGGAGUUUCAGGACGCGCAGCCCGAUGGCCUCCGGCCCUGCCUGCUCUCCGUGCGAGGCGGGCACGAGAUCACCCUGAACGACCGCCAGGAAUGCUGCCCCGCACCGAUCUUCGACUGCUCCUACGUCCUUGCCUUGGUGAGCGCGCUGUCCAUCGUGGGAAGGCUGCGGCCCUUGCCCGACGUGGAUCUCCUCGUGAGUCCAACCAACACGAAUCGCGCCAACGCCUCGGUGCCCGUUUUCGCCCGGCAUCGGCCCAGGGAGCCGAGGAGCCACUAUGUUCUGCUGCCAAUGGAGUGGCAGCUCUCCCCUGGCCAGGCCCGCAAGCAGACCAUCGCGGUGCAGCGACACGGCGCGGAGCGGCCCUGGGAGGAGCGCCCGAGGAAACUCUUCUGGCGCGGCACGAACUCCAACUGCCUCAUGGGGUGCGAGCCGAGCCGCGUCAGCGACGGCCUGCAGGCUUGGGGCGACUGCUUGGAGUCCUUCGACUGCUGGACGCCCUGGUCCGCGUCGAACUGGCUGUCGAUGCCCCGGGGCCGUUUGCUCCGGCUCUCGCAGCUUUUUCCAGAGAUCAUCAACGCGCGGUUGUCUGGGAAGUCGCAGCUCAUGGACGAUGAGCUCUGGGACUACUGCGUGGAAUCCGACCUCACCGACGGGUUUUCGAGCCAGCUGGCUCAGGCCGAGCAUGCCUUUGCAAUCAACAUCGACGGGACCGGAAGCGGCGACCGCGUCUAUUGGCAGAUGCUUGCGGGCUGCGUUGUUCUGGUUCAAGACAGCCCAUGGGUCUCCUGGCUGGUGGGCGAGGUUGGAGGGCCCGCUGCCCUGGUACCGACCGAGCACUACAUACCCAUCCGCUAUGACUUAGUGGACCUGGUGGACAAGCUGAAGUACCUGUACGAGCAUGAGGAUGUGGCCAGGAUGCUCGCGGAAGCGAGCGAGCGCUGGGCCAGAAAGUUCUUGAGCUACGACUGGGUGCUCUUCUACCUGGACCGGGUCAUCCGCAGGUACGUCGGACAUUUGGACACCUCGGCGCUCCUGGACCUUGCAGCCUCCUGA